Messenger RNA from Saccostrea cuccullata (small rock oyster), 805 nucleotides. RefSeq lists its product as uncharacterized. Lineage: Eukaryota; Metazoa; Mollusca; Bivalvia; Ostreida; Ostreidae. The transcript is spliced from 6 exons. The record is from RefSeq and is a predicted model, not a curated record. Bases 42 to 746 code for a protein of 234 amino acids.
GCAGAAACAGUAUAAAUUAAAUGAAACCGUAACUUUGCCAGAUGACAAUCUUCAGAAAAGUACCCCAGUACGCCAGAAAGAUGUCAUUAAUAGCUAUUAUAGUCAUUUUCUCUCUGGCUGCUUCCACUUUACAAGUUAGUUGGCCUCGAGGGACAUAUACCCUCGUAAAACCUAAAUCUGGAUGUCCCCAGGGCUGGCUUGAGGGAUGGAGACAACAGGACAGUGAAGACACACACAAUAAAAAUUUUUUCACUCCAGGGCACCACUUUGCAGGUUCUUUCAGUGGGCAAUUCGUAAAGUAUCAAUACUGUACCAAGAACCCACAUCAAUUCAGCAACAGAAAUUAUUGGCCCAGGGGAAACUACUGCAUCCUGAAACACGGACCUUCAUGCCCAAGAUACUUUCGUCCAGGAUGUGUGUAUUGGGACGAUGAAAACAGUAGAAACGCUAACAAACAAAAUGGAAUUUUGCCCAGUGGUUCGUAUGGCCCCGACACUCGCAUCGACUACUGUUGUCGAAAAGAUGGUUCGUAUAAGACCUACAUGUCUCUACCUACCAAUAAACCAUUUUAUCUCCUGAGAUUCAGGGAACCUUGUCAGCGAGUUUCGGGUAUGUUCGUCAGAGAGGAGAUCGUUAAAACUGAUGACGAAAACACCGCAAAUAAGAACUACGUCAGAGGAUGGCAUCCCUUGAGAGCCGGUGGAAGUGACCACGUUCUCCAUUAUUGCUACUACUGGAAAUAUUAGUCUUUGCAACUGAAUGUUGGACAAAAGAACAUUUCUAAAAUAAAGAUUUCAUGCAGAUA